Messenger RNA from Tarenaya hassleriana, 839 nucleotides. Its product is annotated as putative casein kinase II subunit beta-4. The transcript has 6 exons. Lineage: Eukaryota; Viridiplantae; Streptophyta; Magnoliopsida; Brassicales; Cleomaceae. Gene Ontology annotation, cellular component: protein kinase CK2 complex; cytoplasm. Bases 19 to 735 code for a protein of 238 amino acids. Gene Ontology annotation, molecular function: protein kinase regulator activity. The record is from RefSeq and is a predicted model, not a curated record.
GAGAGAGAGAGAGAGAAUAUGGACGAACUUGAGGGGUCCUCGCUCGCUCAGUCGAAGAACGAAGAUUCCGACAAUGGCGGCCGACACGGAACAGACAGUGCUGGGGAUUCAGAUUCAGAUUCAGACCCGUGGAUCCCGUGGUUCUGCAGCCGUCUUGGAAACGAGUUCUUUUGUCAAGUUGACGUCGAUUACAUAAAGGACGAUUUCAAUCGCUUCAAUCUGAGCCCUCAAGUCCCGCACUAUCGCGAUGCUCUCAGUAUGAUCUUGGAUGAGAAACCCGGCGGUGUUGCAAUUACAGAUGAGCGGGUAAAAAAGGCUGCCAAGAAGCUUUACGGUUUGAUUCAUGCGAGGUAUAUACUAACUAAAGAAGGGCUGGAUGCCAUGCUGGAGAAGUUCAAGCACUUUGAGUUCGAAAGAUGCCCGAGAUAUUGCUGCUAUGGACAAGCCUGCCUUCCUGUUGGCCUGUCGGAUCUUCCCGGGAAGAACACCGUGAAGAUAUAUUGUCCGCAGUGCAAAGACAUCUACUCUCCGGCGUCUCCGCAGGACAAGUAUCGAGCAAGGGUGGAUGGAGCGUAUUUCGGGACGACAUUCGCGCACGUGUUCCUGAUGACGUACGAGGAACUGAACCCAAAGAAGGAACCGCAGAGAUACAUCCCGAGAAUCUUCGGAUACAAGCGCGGGGCCCCGCAGGAGGGAAUUUCGUCUUCUUCGACGGCUUCCAAACGGGGAAGGUAGGGACACGCGUCGGUUAGGUGUACGGAACCAUUCUGGAUUAAGAGACUAACGGUGUCAAAGGACUUUUCCACUCCUGAUAUUUACGAUUCUGCCCUUCCUUUUGA